Molecule: messenger RNA, 3130 nt
Organism: Apis cerana (Asiatic honeybee)
Lineage: Eukaryota; Metazoa; Arthropoda; Insecta; Hymenoptera; Apidae
Product: acyl-CoA:lysophosphatidylglycerol acyltransferase 1
Biological process (GO): phosphatidylinositol acyl-chain remodeling
Cellular component (GO): endomembrane system; endoplasmic reticulum
Molecular function (GO): acyltransferase activity
Source: RefSeq, a predicted model, not a curated record
AUUUUAAGAGAUUUAACAUCAUUUUAUUAAUUUUCAAUUAUGUCUAUUUUUUAAAACAAUUCUUUAAAAUGUUAAACGAUUAAAAACGAAAGAAUAACUAACGUUGAUUAGAAUAUGUACAAAGAUAUAAAAAUAUGUAGCACGCGGAUUUUACGUGUCACUCUAUUUGAAGAUUUUUUUUUAUGUAAUUUGUGCAAAAGGGAAUGCUAUGCUCAAAAAAUUGUGGUUAAAAAUUUUUCAAGUUCGUAUUGCAAGUGGUGUCUUUCGAAAAUGACUGACUUUUCUUAUUCUUCUACUUUUAUGAGGGUAAUCAAUAAUGUGUUAACUUUUGUAAAAUGUAUUGCUAGAACCAGUUUUGUGAUAAUUAACAACAUUUAUUGUAUACCAACAUAUGUAGUAUGGAUGACAUUAUUAUUCCCUGUAAAAGUUUAUCAACCACAAGUAUAUUGGAGAAUCGAAGGAUUAUUUUUUCAUUGGCUAUUAGCAAUGGUAUCAAUGUGGACUUGGUCUGCAGGUUAUGAUAUAAUAGAACAAGGUGAUGAUAUACAACAAAUUAUUAGUGAAAGAACAUUAGUAAUAGCAAAUCAUCAAAGUACUGGUGAUGUUCCUAUCCUAAUGACAACAUUUAAUGCUAAACCCAAUGUAUUACCUAAUUUGAUGUGGAUUAUGGAUAGAAUUUUUAAAUUUACUAACUUUGGUAUAGUUUCUGUUUUACAUCAAGACUUCUUUAUAAUAUCUGGUCGUAAAAAAAGAGAAGAAAGUUUAAAACAAUUAGAAAAACAUCUGAAAGAAUCAUAUAUUCCAUUAGACAGAAAGUGGAUGGUGCUUUUUCCAGAAGGAGGUUUCUUAUGUAAAAGACGAGAGACAUCACAAAAAUAUGCUAAAAAAAAUAAUUUACCAAUUCUUGAAAAUGUAACAUUACCACGUGUAGGAGCAAUGCAAACUAUAUUUGAUACAAUUGGUCCAUCACAGAAAUAUGAUACAACAGAACAACAAUUGAAUAAUAGACCAAAUAUGAUGGUAGCUAAACCAGAAAUCAAUUGGAUUCUUGAUAUAACAAUAGCAUAUCCUCAAGGUAAACCUCUUGAUUUACCAACAAUUAUAACUGGUUCACGUCCACCAUGUGAAACAGUAUUAUUUUACCGAGUUUUUCCUAGUUCAGUGGUUCCACGGGAACCAGAAUUAUUAUCUAAAUGGUUAUAUAAUAGAUGGGUCGAAAAAGAAGCACUUUUGGAAAAUUUUUACAAAUAUGGAACAUUUCUUGGCACAAAAGCACCUGCCAACGAAGGUUCUAAGAUCCAUCAGGAUCCUUUGAGAUUCCUAGUCCUUCAUUUAUUUUUUAUAACAUCUAGUUAUAUACAUUACAAUAUGUUUGCGUAUGUAUUAUCUUGCUUCUGGUAAAGCAUUUUAUGCUAAACAAGAAAUUACGUUCAAACAUAAGUAAAAUUAUAAUGUAGUAAAGUAAAAAUAUUCCUGCCUCAAAUAUUAUUCUUGAUGUUGACUAACAAAACUAACGAACGUAUGGAUUGUAACAUAAUGAUUGUAUGAAUGUUUAUAAUCCAAGAAUGUCACGAAAAGUGAAUUGCAAGUAUUAAUUUCAUUACUCUACAUUUAUUUAUCAUCAUUUGCCUAUUUUAUUGAUGAUAUAUAUAUGUGUAUAUAUAUAUAUAUAUAUAUAUAUAUAUAUACGCACAUAUAUAUAAUUUCAAGCAUUUUUUUACAUUAUAAUAAGUCUUUAUAUAAUAUAAUAUUGGGAUAUUUCCCUAAAAAAAUUAAUUCGAGAAAAUUGUUUAUUUCUAUUUUUCUAUAAUUACAUUUCAUAUAUAAUUAUAGAUAAAUAUUUAUAUAAAUAUUUGUUUUUGGUACAAGAAAUUUGUAAUACAUUUCUUAAUCAAUAAGUUAAUUUCCUUUUUAUUUUAUUUGGAUAACUAUUGAUGUAAAAUAAUUUCAAUCAAUUCUAUCAUAUCUUUAUGCUUAAAUUUCUGAAAAUAUAUAGAAUUUUAUAAUAUUUUGAAUGAAAUAUUAUAUUUUAAAAAUUAUUCAAGCUUUUCAUAAAAAAUUCUCUAUAAAAAUAUACUUGAAUAUUAUAUUAUCUAUAAAAAAAAUUAUUUAAUGUUUAUUGAUUGGAUUAGAAUAUCUAAUGCUACCAAUUACAUGACAUUUUAAACAUUUUUCAUUAAAUAUAUUUUUUAUUUUUUCAUUUAUUACAAAAUGUAAAAAUAUAAAUAUCUAAAUAUAAAUAAUUAUAUUUAUAUCUAAAUAUAGAUAUAUUUAUAAUUAAAUAUAAUUAUCUGUCUGGAGGACUUGGCAGCAUUUCAGGCGAUAUUCAUAGUAAUCCUACACGUGUGUUUUGUAAUACGAUAUCUUAAGUAAUAUUUUGAAAUGGAAUUGUAAAAUGUAAUAGUAAAUUGUUAUUGCUGUUUAAAGACAGUGAUAGUGAAUACUAUUUCAAAGAAUAUCUAUUUAUUUGUGAUAUAUGAUAAAAAAAAGUAUUUUUCAAUGCGAAAAGUCAAUCAUAUAAACAUAAUUUUUUAAAUUACAUAGAAAAUUUAUAUAAGUUCAUAAUUCUAUAAAAAAAAGUAGAUGUGAAAUUUGACGUGAAUUGUUUCGAAACUGGCAGAAAUAAAGAUGAUAUCUUCUAAACUCUGUCAAAAUAACUAAGAUGUGUAUUUUAUUGUUAAACUUCAACUAUUAAUAACAUUGUUCAGUAAAAGAAGACGAUAUGUCAUCUGUGCCUUGUUCCUGCGGACAAAUCUCAAUAUUGUACAUAUGUAUAUGUAAAUCUCAUGCAUAAUUUUCAUAGUCAAAUCAAUGCCUACAAUUAGUUUUUAAGAUAUUCAUCAUUUUACAAAAAGAAAAAUAAAGCAUAUAUGACAUAUAUUAUAAUUGCAUGUAUGUAGAUGUAAUAGAAUUACUAAAGACACGUGUCCUUAAUGCUGCCUAAUUGGUUAUUAUAAAGUAAAAUAUAUAGCCCAAAUUCAAGCAAUGUUUAGAUUCUAUUAAUGGAUCAGAAAAAUAAUUAGCAUGAAAUGGACAUCCAUUUUUGUGAAAUAAUUGUAGUAAUUAAAUUUUUAUUGUGAUUCUUAUCAAUAAGAAAGGUUUCAAAAAAUAUAUAAAUUAUCAUUAUGAA